Molecule: messenger RNA, 2031 nt
Organism: Exophiala aquamarina CBS 119918
Lineage: Eukaryota; Fungi; Ascomycota; Eurotiomycetes; Chaetothyriales; Herpotrichiellaceae
Exons: 6
Coding region: 1-2031 (676 amino acids)
Biological process (GO): DNA-templated transcription; regulation of transcription by RNA polymerase II
Cellular component (GO): chromatin
Molecular function (GO): RNA polymerase II cis-regulatory region sequence-specific DNA binding; zinc ion binding; DNA-binding transcription factor activity, RNA polymerase II-specific
Source: RefSeq, a predicted model, not a curated record
AUGGCCCCCCACCUUUGCCCAAUCUGCCACAACACUUUCAGCCGCAAGGAGCAUCUGAGACGUCAUCUAGGAACUCAUUCUGCCAUCCGUCGGUUUGUGUGCGAGACGUGCAGCAAAGGUUUUAAUCGAAGAGAUGCUCUUCGUCGCCACAUCUACACUUGCGUCCAGUACAACAAGAACGAAGACAAGUUCUCUGAGCAGAUUGUGCGCACAACCCCUAGUCAGGUCUCUACCUUGGCAGAAAGAGAUGAGCUCGAAACAUGUGUCAAUGAACACGGUAAUCUCUCGCCCACACCAUCGUGGGACCAUUUGAUUUGCCAGUUGGAGUCAGACUCCUAUCAAGAAUCUAUCCGUGGUGGUGCAUCUCGGUCACUGGGUAUAUUUGUCCGGGUUGUCUCAACCUUUGCAAUCACUGGGAUUUUCGACCCAACCUUUGCCCUACCUGCGUCAGCCCCGCCUCAUACAACAAACUUUUCUCAAGCUCAGGGCAGCCAAAUGCCCACCUGGGGUCUCCCUGGCUCUGUUACCAUGAUGGACGCUAGUGACGCAACUGCGUCGUGCGUUUGGCCUUCGAGCCCUGGUUCGGCCAAUGAAAAGUCUCUAUGCCCAUACUAUUCAUCAAAUCUGAAUCACGAGAGUGCCCGAAUUGAAGCGCUUCGGCCCACUCAGUUCUUUACGGGAACCAGUGAGCCCUGGAGUCCUUCUCACGCACCUAUGUUGUCUAUAGAAUAUGACGAUUGCUUGAUGGCGAGCAAUGAGAUCAUAUCGAGACUGAGGAAUGAAAUCAGCCAGAAACGAAUAGGUCAUGCUAUAUAUCCGCAAGAGUGGAAUUCGCAACUCGAAAACGAAUGUUUGAUCUUGUUUGGGCCAAGUAGCCUAAUGAAACUCACGGAGGAGUACUGGAGCACUUGGUACAUCCACUGGCCAGUGAUACACCGAGCGACCUUCCGGAUCUCUCUAGCAUCAGCCAGCCUCAUAGCCAGCAUGGUACUUCUGGCCGCUAGCUAUUCAUCCUAUGCCAACACAAGAGAACUUGCCCGUUAUUGGGCUGACGCUGUAGAAACUAUAGUGUUUGCAGACGAAUAUUUUGGAAGCACCACCGUGUUUUCCGCUUUGAAUGCGGCGUGUCUAGAAAGACGGCUGCGAGCACUGCAAGCUGGGCACGCUAUGUGUAUUUAUCAGACAUUUGAGGGUGGACCUAUCGCAAAGCGAAGGGUAAGGCGAAGCCGAUUCAAUGAAGUUGUUGCCAUGGCGCGUGAACUUGGUUUUCAAAACGGUCGACACACGGAUGUUCAAUACGUUACAAAGGACACAUUUAAUUGGAAGGAAUUCAUCUUGAAGGAAGAGCUCAUCCGCACACUUACAUAUAUGAUUGUUCUUGACAGCGGACUUGUCAUCAUUUAUAACACAGUUCCCAGGGUCAUGGUUCCAGAGCUGCAGACGGACUUGGUUUGCCCGGAAACCUGUUUCCAGGCCGCUACUGAGUCAGAAUGUCUCCAGUAUCUUCUUUCCUGGGCAUCACAUCCACUCUGGAAGGGGCGGCGUAUGUCCAUUGCGGACGCGAUCAAAAUAUUAAGUGAAACUAACCUAGACUUUCAAACACAGCAGAUGUUCACACAAUUUGGCGAAUUGAAUCUUUUUGUACUCACAGCAGCGCUUCACUCGACAAUCUUCUACAUACGAAAUUCGAUCCUUCCAUUCUAUCCAACUUCGGCUGUAUUAAACAUAAUGCGUAAUUGGAGGAGAAUAUGGACGCUCCGCAAGUUGAUGAGAUUCCGAGAAAAUUUUGGAACUCCUGCUCAAUCAACGGGCGACGAAAUUACUCAACGGGAAAGGUGGAGGCAGACUGGCUUCAUGAAAGACGCAAUGCAAUUCUGGAUACUUGGACAAAUUAUGCUCGACAGCAAAAGAACCCGGAGUCUCGAGAAAGGCUCGAGGACUGGCGACAACAAUGCUCCCAGUCAGUUUGAUCAACCAUAUAUGAGUGAUCUCAAACAAUAUCUCAGCAAGGCUGGAGGAAUUUCGACAUAA